This is a messenger RNA of Lutra lutra (Eurasian river otter), 3671 nucleotides long. RefSeq names its product zinc finger protein 775 (gene ZNF775). Gene Ontology annotation, molecular function: RNA polymerase II transcription regulatory region sequence-specific DNA binding; DNA-binding transcription factor activity, RNA polymerase II-specific. The record is from RefSeq and is a predicted model, not a curated record. Gene Ontology annotation, cellular component: nucleus. Gene Ontology annotation, biological process: regulation of transcription by RNA polymerase II. NCBI's taxonomy places the organism in Eukaryota, Metazoa, Chordata, Mammalia, Carnivora, Mustelidae. The transcript has 2 exons. The coding region runs from base 1335 to 2900 and encodes 521 amino acids.
CCAGCAAGGUCAUAUGUUGUUCUUUUAAUGCUGCUGAACUUGCUUUGCCAAUGUUUUGGCUUGUUUGUUUUUGGUGUCUGCUUUCAAAUGCUAAACCUAUAAUUUCCUGCCUGCUCUGCCCUUGUCUUGUUGACACUGGAUCUUGCUAGCUUGUGGGUUCCCCUCCUCCCCCACAGUCACUGUAAGCUUGGGAUAAUGCUUCCCUUGAAGUUUUAGUAAAAACUGUUCUUUUUUCUUUUUUUUUAAAGAUCUUAUUUAUUCAUUUGACAGACAGACAUCACAAGGAGGCAGAGAGGCAGGCAGAGAGAGAGGAGGAAGCAGACUUCCCGACAGAGAGCCCCAUGUGGGGCUCCAUCCCAGGACCCUGGGAUCAUAAUCUGAGCCGAAGGCAAAGGCUUUAACCCACUGAGCCACCCAGGCGCCCCUGUAAAAGCUGUUCUUAUACUUAAGGGGCUUCUUACCCAUUUUCGAGGUAGAAGGUUAGCUUUCUUUUCUGUCUCUUUUAGGACUUUUCUCCCCCCCCCCCCCCCCCCCCCCCGCUUCUUGAGUUGGUUUUGUUAAUUUAUAUGGUCUCACAGAAUCAUCCAUUUUAUACAGAUUUUUCAAAUUCAUACAACAUUUAUGCAUUAGUAUUUUACGAUUUUCAGAAUCCUUUUUAUAUCUCUAUGUUUCCUUUACCCUGUAGUCUCUACAUUUAUCUAUUAAUUUCUUCUUCCUACCUCCCUUGGGUUUAUUUUGUUGUCUUUUGAAUACCAGAAUUAAGUUUCUCUUUUUGUUCCCAGCUGUUUCAUUUCACCUACUUUUUACUAAAUGUAAACUUUUUGUUGAAGUAUAACACAGAAAAGUGCACAGGUGACAAGCUUUAUACAUUCAUAUAAAGAGAACAUGUGCGUGAAACCAGCACCCAGAUCGAGAGGGGGAACAAUGGGGCCCCUGGGUAGCUCUGUGGGUUAAGCUUCUGAUUCUUGAGUGCCGCACAGGUCCUGAUCUCAGAGUGGUGAGAUCGAGCCCUGAGUCCAGCUCUGUGGAGCCUGUGUAAGAUUCUCUACCUCUCCCUCUGCCCUCCACUGCUGGGCUCUCUCUUGCUUAAAAAAACAAAAAGAAAACACUGCCAGAUCCCCCGAGGCCUCCUUUCCAACCACAACGCCGCAUCUAGGGCAGUCUUGACUUCUAACUCCUCCGUUAGUUUCCGCGGCUUUUAACCUUCCUACAGAUCCUACAGUCUGUCUGUUGUGCCUGUAGCAGGCCUCUCCCGUCACGGUGUGGGGCGGUGAGAAAGGGGGACAGAGCACCCCAGUAGAACCGAGCUCGCUUUGAGAGGAGAUGGGCCGGUGAUGAAGAUCAAGCAGGAGAAGCCGGAGUGGUUGCUGCAGACGCUGGGGCCGCAGGCCGUGCUUUCCGAGAAGGAUAAAGAAAACAUCUUCCGGCAGCAGCAUCGGGGCCUCCCGCCAUGCCAGACCAUGGGGAAGCCUCGGGCCUUGGGGGGACAGGAGGAGACUGGGUGGGCCCCUCCCGCUGAGCAGGCCGGGGGGCUGGCAGGCCGGGCUCUUUCUGCCGGCGAGGGGCACUUCGUGUGCCUGGACUGCGGGAAGAGGUUCAGCUGGUGGUCGUCGCUGAAGAUCCACCAGCGCACCCACACCGGGGAGAAGCCGUACCCGUGCGGCAAGUGCGGCAAGAGCUUCAGCCAGAAGCCCAACCUGGCACGCCACCAGCGGCACCACACGGGCGAGCGGCCCUUCUGCUGCCCCGAGUGUGCCAGGCGCUUUAGCCAGAAGCAGCACCUGCUCAAGCACCAGAAGACCCACUCGCGGCCCGCCACCCACUCGUGCCCCGAGUGCGCGCGCUGCUUCCGCCACCAGGUGGGCCUCCGCAUCCACCAGCGCGCGCACGCCCGGGACCGCCAGGGCGCCCGCACGGGGCUGCAGGAGUUGCUUCGGGACGCCGCCGCCCGCCGGGGCUGUCGCCUGCGACCCGGGCCGCCGCGGGGCCGCCCCGAGUGGGCCUGGCUGGGGCUCUGCCAGGGCUGGUGGCGCCAGGCGGGGGCCCGGGCCGCGAUCGCCGCCGCCGCGGGGCCGGGCGAGCAGCGCCAGUUCAUCUGCAACGAGUGCGGGAAGAGCUUCACGUGGUGGUCGUCCCUGAACAUCCACCAGCGCAUCCACACGGGCGAGCGGCCCUACCCGUGCCCGGAGUGCGGCCGUCGCUUCAGCCAGAAGCCCAACCUGACGCGCCACCUGCGCAACCACACGGGCGAGCGGCCGCACCCCUGCUCGCACUGCGGCCGCAGCUUCCGCCAGAAGCAGCACCUGCUCAAGCACCAGCGCACGCACCUGCCCGGCGCCCAGGCGGCGCGCUGCCCCAGCUGCGGCCAGACCUGCCCGAGCCGCGCCGCGCUGCGGGCCCACCAGCGCGCACACGCCGCCCCCGCCGCCGAGCCGCCGCUCCCCGGGCCCGCCUUGCGGGACGCGGCGCCGCGCUCCAAGCCGCCGGCCGAAGCGCCCUCGGGCCUGUCGGCGCCGCCGCAGCCAUCGCGCGACUCCCAGCCUGCCCGGGGUCCGGGGGGCGUGCCGUGGGGCCGGGCGCGGGCCGGCGUGAGCGCGCCUGGAGAGCCUCGCCAGUUCAUCUGCAACGAGUGCGGCAAGAGCUUCUCGUGGUGGUCGGCGCUCACCAUCCACCAGCGCAUCCACACGGGCGAGCGGCCCUACCCGUGCCCGGAGUGCGGCCGUCGCUUCAGCCAGAAGCCCAACCUGACGCGCCACCGGCGCAACCACACGGGCGAGCGGCCCUACCUGUGUCCCGCGUGUGGCCGUGGCUUCAGCCAGAAGCAGCACCUGCUCAAGCACCAGCGCGUGCACCGGGGCCCCCUGGCGCCCACCCCCGGCGCCAAGGAUCAGGCGCAUUAGUGUGCAGGACGCAGCGGAUGCGCGGUGGGGGUGGGAGGGCAUGUUUGAGGAGCUGCGGGGGUCACGAAUGGCCGUUUUUACAACCCUCGGGGUUAGAACCCGGUGAAAGGGUGAUUUCCUCAAGGCGCUGAAGGCUAGAGGACAGAAUUCCAGAAGCAUCCCCAAGGGCACAGUCCCAGGCGAGGCUGAUGGAGGUAGGAUGAUACAGAUCUCACUCUGGAGCCUGGAUGUGGCCCUCGGUCCCUCAGACGUGGAACCCAGUCCUCAGACCCCUGUGAGGGUGAGGGGGCUGUGAGGACUCUGGGAGAGGCUCCCCAGACUGUCUCAUGCAGGCUGUCCACCGCCAGAGGCCAGGCUCCAGGGGGAGUUUUAACAGACUGAUAGCAAGGAUGGAAGCCAGUGGUGGUGGCUGAGGCGGGCCAAGCAUAGUCCCAGUGCCAAGGACAAUGCCCGGCACUUAAUGGCCAUUCACUGUGUAUUUUUGGAGAGAGCGAAUGGUUCCCUGGUGGUCCUUCGCCAUGAGUGCCCCAAAGCCCAGGGUGCUGUCAUAGUGGGCGGGCCCUUGGGCCUGUAUGGGUGUGGCGGUUCUGCGGAGUUGUAAGAGGGGCCGCGGCAGCUGAGGCUUGGUAACUUGGGGAGGGCCGUGCAGCAGGAAAAAGCCACGUGUGCUGCUCCGACUUAGCAGCCCAGGGGCGCUCCCCACGGCUGUCGCUGACUUGGGUCUUUAUCAAUGCCAUUGUUGCAGAAGAGAAAAAUGAAGGAUUGACUGUC